Caenorhabditis angaria is the source of this 313-nucleotide messenger RNA. NCBI's taxonomy places the organism in Eukaryota, Metazoa, Nematoda, Chromadorea, Rhabditida, Rhabditidae. The record is from the annotation of a GenBank genome assembly.
AUGUGUGAUGGGAAAAUUGAUUGUGCUGAUCAUUCAGACGAACCAGCACAUAUUUGUCUAAAACGACCAAAUUUCAAUAAUCUGGUAGAUUUCUUUAACAGUUUCCAAAGUUAAUGAAAACAUAUUCCAGCAACUGAUGGAGAUUUCAAAUUCUUUAAAAUGCCCUGAAUCUUGGUUCAAAUGUUCCGAUUCAAGCAAAUGUUUGCGAUCAAAUUUAGUUUGUGAUCAAUACAAAGAUUGUGGCGAUGGAAGUGAUGAAGCUGAAUUUUGUCACUUUUUCAAACCUGCUUCCUCACCAAGUACUGUGUAUUGA